GCCAUGGGAACGAAUGUUUCACACGGACGUUUAUUGCAGACGGACACAGUGUUUAGCAGCUGAUAAACUUCCUCAAAAACGACAGAGGAGCGCCUACAGCGUCGAAGAUGAGCUGGAACUGUCGGCCGUGCGCCACCGCCCCGAAGGCCUGGGACAGCUGGAAGCGCAGACGCGGUUUUCCCGUAAGGAGCUGCAGAUCCUCUACCGCGGCUUCAAGAACGAAUGCCCGAGCGGCGUCGUCAAUGAGGAAACCUUCAAAGACAUUUACUCCCAGUUCUUCCCACAAGGAGACGCGUCGACGUACGCUCACUUCCUGUUCAACGCCUUCGACACGGAUCACAACGGCUCCGUCAGCUUCGAGGAUUUCGUGACCGGUCUUUCCGUCCUCCUGCGGGGCACCAUUCAAGAGAAACUCAACUGGGCCUUCAACCUUUAUGACAUCAAUAAAGACGGUUACAUCACAAAAGAGGAGAUGCUCGACAUCAUGAAGGCCAUUUACGACAUGAUGGGCAAAUGCACGUACCCCGUGCUCAAAGAGGAGACUCCGCGCCAGCAUGUCGAAAUCUUCUUCCAGAAAAUGGAUAAGAACAAAGACGGCGUGGUGACCAUCGACGAGUUCAUCGACUGCUGCCAAAACGAUGAAAACAUCAUGCGCUCCAUGCACCUCUUUGAAAACGUCCUUUAACUUUACGCCGCGGGGUGAUGUCCGUGACCUCGCCGUUACCAUUCAUCCACAUUCCAGUCUCCAG
This is a messenger RNA of Syngnathoides biaculeatus (alligator pipefish), 749 nucleotides long. RefSeq names its product potassium voltage-gated channel interacting protein 4a (gene kcnip4a). The transcript has 8 exons. Gene Ontology annotation, molecular function: potassium channel regulator activity; calcium ion binding. NCBI's taxonomy places the organism in Eukaryota, Metazoa, Chordata, Actinopteri, Syngnathiformes, Syngnathidae. Gene Ontology annotation, cellular component: voltage-gated potassium channel complex. Gene Ontology annotation, biological process: regulation of potassium ion transmembrane transport. Bases 14 to 685 code for a protein of 223 amino acids. The record is from RefSeq and is a predicted model, not a curated record.